AUGCCAAUCGUGCCAGUAAAAAUCCAAGCCAAGGAUAAGGUUGUCGUAACCCAUGCAUUCCUCGACAGUGGGUCUACCGCUUCGUUCUGCACCACGAGCUUACUCGAUCGUCUAAACAUGCGAGGGGAAUCUACGAAAUUCAACCUCACGACGAUGAGCAAUACCAGCGAAAGGGAAUGUCAGUGCGUCUCGAUGAGUGUCAGUAGCCUUGAUGACCAACAUUUCCUUGGACUGACAAACGUCCUUGCCGUUGAAACGCUCCCUGUGUCGGCGAAUGAUAUUCCAGACCAGCGGGACGUAGACAGAUGGCAGCACCUGCAAGGCGUACAGGUUACUAGUAUCCGUGGCGCAGGCGUCGACUUGCUGAUCGGAAAUGACAACUGCAGCGCCUUGGAGCCACAGGAACUGAAUGAACAGUUCAAGGGCUACUGCAACCGCGAAUUCAACGAUAUAAACAUUGAGGCCGUCGAAAUGUCAGCUAACGAUAAAUCUGCACUUUCACUGAUGAAAGACUCUACAAAAAUGGACGGUACUCAUUAUGAAGUCGGGUUGCCAUGGAAACCUGAUGCACCGCAGCUGCCGAACAACCGGGUUCUCGCAGCAAAUAGACUCAAUCUUCUCGGUAGAAGAUUGUCCAGCAACAGCGACUUACAUACGAAAUACAAAUGCUACAUCGAUAACUUAGUAGAGCGAUCGUUCGCUGGCCCCGUAACUUCGACUCAGAUGACUGGGAAGCCAGGGUUGACCUGGUAUCUACCGCAUCACCCAGUGUUUCAUCCGCAGAAACUUGACAAAUUGAGAGUAGUCUUCGACUGCUCGUCGAAAUACCGUGGUGUAUCGCUUAACGAGGCUUUGUACCAGGGCCCAGACUUCACAAACUCGCUAACUGGCGUACUUACCCGCUUCCGGGAAGGCCCCAUCGCCUUCCAGGCUGAUAUUGAAAGCAUGUUCCACCAGGUCCACGUGCCGAUGGACGACCGCGAUGCCAUGCGAUUCCUCUGGUGGCCUGGUGGCGACAUAUCUAAGCAGCCGAUUGACUACCGCAUGAAUGUACACAUAUUCGGCGCUAUCUCCUCACCCAGUGUCUGUAACUACGUAUUGCGCCGAACCGCGACAGAUAAUGAGGGAAAAUUCCGUCAAGAAGCCAUCGACACCGUGAGAAAGAACUUCUACGUCGAUGACUGCCUAAAGUCCGUGCUUACCGAAGUCGAUGCCAUUCUACUGAUAGAGGAUGUACACGAGCUCUUGUCGAAAGGCGGAUUUCGUUUGACAAAGUUUGCGUCAAACUCACGUGAUGUUCUUGCUUCAAUCCCCGCCGAUGAACGAGCAGUCAGCUUACGAGAGCUUGUCGCCAAGGACUUGCCCAGUGAACGUGCCCUUGGUUGCUGGUGGGACAUGGAGCAAGACGUGUUCAGAUACAAGACUAAUGUAAAGCAGAAGCCGUUAACGCGCCGUGGCAUACUGUCCGUCGUAAGCUCGAUUUACGAUCCCCUGGGGCUCGUCGCUCCAUACCUGUUACCAGCGAAAUUCGUCAGCCAGGACCUAUGCAGACUCGGCCUGGGUUGGGACGACGAUAUUCCGGACGCGUAUGCGGUUCGCUGGAUCAAGUGGUUGAAGGAUUUGCCACAGUUGGAGUCGAUGUCCAUACCGCGAUGUGUACAGCCGGCAGAUUUCGGCCGUGUUACGUCGAAACAGCUACAUCAUUUCGCCGACGCUUCAGAAAGGGGAUACGGCGCCGUAUCGUACCUACGGCUCGUCAACGAAGACAACGACAUUCAAACCGCCCUAAUGAUGUCGAAGUCUAGACUUGCCCCUUUGAAGACUACAACAAUCCCACGUCUAGAACUGUCUGCAGCAACAGUCGCCGUUCAACUAGACGUGACGCUACGAGAUGAACUUGAACUAACGAUUGAUGGUUCUACCUUCUGGACGGACAGCACAACCGUUCUGAAGUACAUAAACAAUGAAGAAAGUCGUUUCAAAACGUUCGUGGCGAAUAGACUGUCUCUGAUCCACGAGAAGACACAGCCUGACCAGUGGCGGUAUGUUCCCGGAGUUCUUAAUCCUGGUGACGACGCUUCUCGGGGACUAGACAUAUCAACAUUUCCGAACGAUUCGAGGUGGUCAACCGGACCCGAAUUUCUACGAAAGGACGAAAGCCACUGGCCGGCUCAGGAAUCGUUGAAUAAUGUUGGCAAUACGCACUCUAGCGAGAGUGACCCAGAAAUUAAGAAAUCUGCGUUCGCUCAAUCCGUUACGGAAACCGGUCCAGAGUACAAUGCUAUAGUUACUGCAGUCGAAAGAUGUUCAUCAUGGCAGAAGGCCAAGAUGGUCAUCGCACGGGUGAAACGAUUCAUCGCGUGCUUGAAAUCAGCAGUUGAGAAGCGGAAGAACGAUGGCAAUCACACCGUUCCGUCAAAGUCUGAGUACAUUUCAGUCUCCGAAAUGCGAGAAGCCGAAGUUCUCAUCCUGCAAUCUGUGCAGCGUGCACAUUUCCCAAGGGAAAUGAAUUCCUUGGAGAGGAAAACAGUAAAACGAGGUUACGUCCACAAAUCUAGCGUCAUCCGGAAGCUCGAUCCAGUGAUGGAUAAUGGUCUUCUGAAAGUCGGUGGAAGACUGAAGCACUCAAACUUACCUGACAGCGCGAAGAAUCCGAUUAUUCUUCCACAUCGCGGACACCUCACCGAUAUCAUAGUCCGCUCAUCUACAUCCAAUUUCGUCGGCGCCGAGCGUGAACUUCGUGAAGCAAUACUGGCUUGGAACCAGAGUGACAUCGAAGCGUUCCUGCUACAGCGAGAGACAGAGUGGAAGUUCAAUCCACCCUCCGGCUCCCACUUUGGUGGAGUGUGGGAGAGAUGGAUAACAGAGUACUUGCCUUUGCUGCAAGAAAGGCAGAAAUGGCUUGUGCCAACUCGAAACCUGGCUAUCGGCGAUAUUGUACUUGUCGCCGACAACAACGUCCCUAGAUGUUCAUGGCCAUUGGGCAGAGUUCUUGACGUAUUCCCUGGAAAUGACGGCCGCGUGAGGUCUGUCUCAGUCAAGACCAACUCUGUGAACCCGCUUACCAGACCAGUUGAUAAGCUUGUUCUGUUAGAACUCGAUGAUUAG
Messenger RNA from Priapulus caudatus, 3108 nucleotides. RefSeq lists its product as uncharacterized. Lineage: Eukaryota; Metazoa; Priapulida; Priapulimorpha; Priapulimorphida; Priapulidae. The transcript is spliced from 4 exons. The record is from RefSeq and is a predicted model, not a curated record. The coding region runs from base 1 to 3108 and encodes 1035 amino acids.